CAACGUGGGGCACUCGAGAGAAGUUUCCCUGCCCUGCCCUGCGACGAGCUGCGGGCUAUGAAGUCACAUCCGUUGAGCUUUUCUCACAGACCUACCCUACCCUACCCUACACAUGCUCUGCUCGUCUCCGCUUCCACACUCAAUUCUCCCCUACACCAAACAUUACAAUCAUGGGCUACGACAAGACUGAUCAGUUGGCCAUCAACACCAUCCGCACGCUCGCGGUCGAUGCCACCUUCGCCGCCAACUCGGGCCACCCCGGUGCGCCAAUGGGCAUGGCACCCGUCGCCCACGUCCUGUUCAACAAGUUCAUGACCUUCAACCCAAAGAACCCCAAGUGGCUCAACCGCGAUCGAUUCGUCCUCUCCAACGGCCACGGUUGCAUGGUGCAAUAUGCUCUGCUGCACCUCUUCGGCUACGAUCUCAGCAUUGACGACGUGAAGCACUUCCGUCAGGUCGACAGCAAGACUCCCGGCCACCCCGAGUCCCACGACACACCUGGCAUUGAAGUCACCACUGGCCCGCUCGGUCAGGGUUUCACCAAUGCCGUUGGUCUUGCUAUUGCUCAGGCACACACCGCUGCCGUCUUCAACAAGCCAGGCUACGAGCUCGUAAACAACUACACCUACACUUUCUUCGGCGAUGGCUGCGCUAUGGAGGGUGUGGCCAGCGAGGCUGCCUCGACCGCAGGUCACUUGCAGCUCGGAAACCUGAUCGCCAUCUACGAUGACAACCAUAUUUCCAUUGACGGUGACACAAAGUGUGCUUUCACCGAGGAUGUUACCAAGCGAUUUGAGGCCUAUGGCUGGCACGUGGAGUGGGUGAAGGACGGCGACAACGACCUUGAAGGCAUCGAGGCUGCUAUUAAGAAGGCCAAGGAGGUCAAGGACAAGCCAUCGAUGAUCCGAUUGACUACCACCAUCGGUUUUGGCUCCAAGCUCCAGGGCACUGGCGGUGUGCACGGCAAUCCUCUCAAGGAGGAUGACUGCCAGCAAGUCAAGCAAAAGUUUGGCUUCGACCCCAGCAAGAGCUUUGUUGUCCCACAGGAGGUUUAUGAUCUCUACCACAAGCACGCCUCCGAGGGUGCCGCUGCGGAGCAGGAGUGGAACCAGCUUCUCGAGAAGUACUCGAGCGAACACAAGGAGUUGGGUGCCGAUCUCAAGCGUCGCUUGACUGGCAAGCUCCCUGAGGGCUGGCAAAAGUGUCUACCAGUAUACAAGCCAAGCGACAAGGCUGUUGCUUCGCGUAAGCUCUCCGAAUCUGUUCUUGAAGCUAUUCACGAGGCUGUUCCAGAGCUGCUUUCUGGUUCAGCUGAUCUGACUGGCUCGAACAACACCCGAUGGAAGAACGCUGUCGACUUCCAGCCUCCAAGCCUUGGCAUUGGCGACUGGUCUGGUCGAUACCUUCGCUACGGUGUUCGUGAGCACGGCAUGGCCGGUAUCAUGAACGGUAUUGCCGCCUAUGGCACCCUCAUCCCAGCCGGAGGCACUUUCCUCAACUUCGUGUCUUACGCUGCCGGUUCCGUUCGCCUCUCCUCGCUAUCGCAGCACCGCGUCAUCUAUAUUGCCACACACGAUUCUAUCGGUCUGGGAGAGGACGGUCCCACCCAUCAGCCCAUCGAGACACUCGCACACUUCCGUGCUCUGCCCAACAUGAUGGUCUGGCGUCCUGCCGAUGGCAACGAGACUUCCGCCGCUUACUACGUUGCUCUGACGAGCGAACACACGCCUUCCAUCCUGGCGCUGACUCGUCAGAACCUGCCACAACUUGAGGGCUCGACAAUUGAGCGUGCCAUCAAGGGUGGAUAUGUCGCGCUUGAGAACGAAGGCGCUCAGAUCACCCUCGUUUCCACCGGUUCAGAAGUGUCACUUUGCUUGGAGGCUGUGAAGUACCUGAAGGACAACAACAACAUCACUGCUCGAGUGGUAUCCAUGCCUUGCGUAGAGGUGUUUGACGCUCAACCGAAGGACUACAAGCUCUCUGUCAUUCCAGACGGCAUCCCUGCUCUUUCCGUUGAGGUCAUGAGCACUCUUGGAUGGGAGAAGUACUCGCAUGAGCAAUUCGGUCUCAACAGAUUCGGCGCCUCCGGUCCAUACAAGAAUGUCUACAAGAAAUUUGAAUUCACUCCAGAGGGCAUUGCGAAGCGUGCAGUUGCGACUGUCGAUUUCUACAAGGAUGUCAAGCCUCUGCGAUCGCCACUCAACCGUGCCUUCCAACAGCUUAUCUGAAUUCAGUAUAUGGCCAUGGUCAUAGAUACCAGUAGCCGCGGCGCUGAGAAAAGCAUAAUGGGAAGCGAUUAGAGAGACCUUGAAUCUCAUAGAUAAAAAUGCUACGAUGUUGAACGAUUG
This is a messenger RNA of Pseudocercospora fijiensis CIRAD86, 2348 nucleotides long. RefSeq lists its product as uncharacterized. The transcript has 4 exons. The record is from RefSeq and is a predicted model, not a curated record. Lineage: Eukaryota; Fungi; Ascomycota; Dothideomycetes; Mycosphaerellales; Mycosphaerellaceae. Gene Ontology annotation, biological process: pentose-phosphate shunt. Gene Ontology annotation, molecular function: transketolase activity. Gene Ontology annotation, cellular component: cytosol. The coding region runs from base 171 to 2228 and encodes 685 amino acids.